Paramecium sonneborni is the source of this 913-nucleotide messenger RNA. Lineage: Eukaryota; Ciliophora; Oligohymenophorea; Peniculida; Parameciidae. The record is from the annotation of a GenBank genome assembly.
AUGAUGUAUUCCAAAGCUGGUAAAAUUUCAAUUGAACUCUUUCCUUGGAUACAACAAAGAGAUGCAAUAAUCAAUGGAGAGAAAAAAAAAACUUAUGAAAUCUCAAUUUUUGAUGAUAUACCCCAUAGUAAAAGACCUUAUAAAAGUUUCAAAGAAAAUACAAAAUUAUCUCCAAAAGAAGCAAGUCAACCAACAGUUUAACCAUUUUCAAAAUAAGUUGGAAGAGUGGAAUCGAAAAAAGAGUUAGAUAGAUAUGGAUUUUAUAAUCCAAAAUAUCAUUUAGUACAAAAAAAAUCACCAUUAACUGAUAGUCCUGAUCAUUUUAGAUAAAUAAAUAGUGAUCGAUCUUUAUCUUCAAAAACUAUUAAAAGAUCUAUAAAAUUAUAGAAACCUACUUUAAAACAUAAUUGUGAAGCAAGUAAAGAAUAUUUAGAGAGAAUGAAAUAGUAUGAAGAAAGAAAAUUAAGAGCCCAAGAAUAUUAACCAGAAUUAAACAGAUUUCCUUUACCAGAAGGACCAAAUGAACAUAGAUUUGAAUACUAAAAAUACCCAUAAUCAUAAUAUGAUAGAUCUCCAAAUCCAAUAAUUAGACCAAGAUCUAGUUCUUCAAAAAUUAAAUUUAAAGAAGUAAGAAAACGAUUUGAUAAAAUCAUAGUAAAAGAAUGGUCAAAUUUAUGAUCCAAAUUACUCAGUAAUAUAUCCAAAAUCAGAUAAAAUGAUACCUGUAUUAGAUAAAUUGACUCCAAGAUAACCAUUUAAUAGUGAAAAACCUAUAUAUACAUAUCAUGAGACAUUGUCUGAGGAUACUCCAAAGAAACGCAAUAGUCCUUAAUCAUUUAGAUUGGAUUAGUAGAUUACAAGAGAAAAAGCCAUGAGUUACUAUUCCUCUAUAAGAAGACUUUAUUAUUUAUGA